AUCAACCAUUCGAAUACUCCCUGUCUCGCCUCUUCUUCGAGACAUUCCUCCAUACUCUAAAGCCCUUCACCCGUUUAGCACCAACUUCGCAUCAUGAAGGCCGUCGUCGCAGGAGCAUCCGGUGGAAUCGGACAGCCGCUGUCUCUUCUCCUCAAGGCCUCUCCUCUGGUCGACCACCUGUCCCUUUACGAUGUCGUCAACACCCUCGGUGUAACCGCCGACCUGUCCCACAUCUCGUCCAUUGCCACCAUCGACGGCUACCUCCCAGAGAACGGCGAGGGCUUGAAGAAGGCCUUGAAGGGCGCCGACAUCGUUGUCAUUCCGGCCGGCAUUCCCCGCAAGCCAGGCAUGACCCGUGAUGACCUGUUCAAGAUCAACGCUGGAAUCGUCCAGGGCCUCGUCCAGGGCAUCGCCGAGACCUGCCCAGAUGCUUUCAUCUUGAUCAUCUCCAACCCCGUCAACAGCACCGUCCCAAUCGCCGCCGAGGUCCUCAAGAAGGCCGGCAAGUUCAACCCAAAGAAGCUCUUCGGUGUCACCACCCUCGAUGUCGUCCGCGCCGAGACCUUUGUCCAGUCCCUCACUGGCACCAAGGACCCAGCCAAGACCGUUAUCCCAGUCGUUGGUGGUCACUCCGGCGAGACUAUUGUCCCACUCUUCUCCAAGGCCGAGCCAUCCGUCAGCAUUCCUCAAGACAAGCUCGAUGCUCUCACCAACCGCGUCCAAUUCGGUGGUGACGAGGUCGUCAAGGCAAAGGACGGAGCUGGCUCAGCCACUCUCUCCAUGGCCUACGCUGGUUUCCGCUUCGCCGAGAGGGUCAUGGAGGCCGCCAAGGGCAAGUCUGGAGUUGUCGAGAACACUUUCGUCUACCUUCCUGGUGUGACCGGCGGUGACGAGCUUGUCAAGGAGACCGGUCUUGAGUACUUUUCCGCUCCUGUCACGCUCGGCAAGAAUGGUGCCGAGUCGAUCCAGAACAUCGUCAAGGAGGCCAACGACUAUGAGAAGAAGCUGCUCGAGAAGUGCUACGAGGGUCUCAAGGGCAACAUUGAGAAGGGUAUCGAGUUCGUCAAGAACCCACCUCCUCCACAAGAAAAGAAGUAGAUGAUGAGCAAGGUCUUAGACUUCAGGUAGAUCUAGUUCGUCUGCCUCGUAUGGUUUGGAUAUGAUGAUACGAGCCGAUCGUUCGAUAGGACGGGCGGAACACUUCGAGGAGCAUAGCCCGGAAUACAAAAGCCAUCUUCUUGACUUC
Molecule: messenger RNA, 1246 nt
Organism: Zymoseptoria tritici IPO323
Lineage: Eukaryota; Fungi; Ascomycota; Dothideomycetes; Mycosphaerellales; Mycosphaerellaceae
Gene: MDH2
Product: malate DEHYDROGENASE, NAD-dependent
Exons: 5
Coding region: 94-1098 (334 amino acids)
Biological process (GO): tricarboxylic acid cycle; malate metabolic process
Cellular component (GO): cytoplasm
Molecular function (GO): L-malate dehydrogenase (NAD+) activity
Source: RefSeq, a predicted model, not a curated record